CGACCUUCAUGUGGUGCUGCUGCACAAUACUUUUGAACACUCUAGAGCAUCUUCUCAAAAAUCCCUGUGACGUGCACCUUGCAUCAUUGUACUGGGGAAUAUGGGGGUGGCUUCGUGUUCGCGGAUAUAUAGGACCAGGUGGCCUGACACAUUUCGACAAAACUGGGCGAGCUAUUAUGGCCUCAGAAUAUGCCAACCUCGAGCCUCGAGCUGCUACUGAUCAUCAAUGAUCCUUACCACUGUUGAUCCUAAGCGACACGACAAAAGAGUGUGCCUUUUUAAGCUGAACUGAUCGGUGGCUUGUCACGCGCCUCAGAUAACUAUCAUCGGCAUCAUCCUUACUAAGCAACAACCGAAAAAUGUCUCUGCAGAGCCGCGAUGAUGCCCCCAAGACGCCUGAGAGGGGACACCGGACCGAUCCUGCGCAGUGUCCUACAGCUACGAAGGGCCAAGAUGGAGCGCCGACGAAUACAACGAGCCAAGAAACACAAAUACAUACCGAGAGCCAGCGACCGGGAACCGUCUAUCCCAACGGGGCGGACGUCUCCCAAGUUCCUGAGGAACAAUCGGACUCCAUCGGGUUCGGAUUCGAUCCAUACGAGCCCGCGGGAGAGUUCCAUGCUAAUUAACACUCUCUCGCAAUCUCACGUAGUUAUAUGUCCCAACUUUUGACGCGAACGUUGGAGUAAGCCAAAAGGACCUGUGCCCGCGGGCCGCAACCCCUUGUCGGCCGGUCCUAAAAUGGGGGGGUUUUUACAUCCGACGAUGGAAUGCCGAUGGGUAAAAGCAAUCUCGGAUGAUCUUGACAGCAUAUGCAGCCCAGUUGGGCUUUCUAGGUUAAUCCAUAGUCGAUUUCUAUGGGAUCUUCCAUAGCAGCUUUGGCUCCUGCUUGAGGGGCUGGCGACACACGUCACUAUUCUACUUGCAGAUAAAGCUUGCCGAUGGUAUAUCACAUCUAUCUAUCCGUAUCUGUUCCUUUUCUUGUCCGAGGUGGUUCGAAAGUAGACUCUAGACAAAAGGCUACGAGGUCCAGAAAUAACCGGGGUUCUCGUGUAUAGUGUCC
This is a messenger RNA of Aspergillus alliaceus, 1063 nucleotides long. RefSeq lists its product as uncharacterized. The transcript has 2 exons. The record is from RefSeq and is a predicted model, not a curated record. The coding region runs from base 379 to 672 and encodes 97 amino acids. NCBI's taxonomy places the organism in Eukaryota, Fungi, Ascomycota, Eurotiomycetes, Eurotiales, Aspergillaceae.